CGAAUUCAUUAUAUAGACGUAUGGCGUUGUAAAACAUUAAUAAUGUGAAGAAUUUAUAUAUUAUAUACAUUUGUCAUGGACCGCCAUGCCAGGAUUUUAAUAAUUGUAAUCGAGUUUGGUAUUUUUCUUCGAGACAUAACCCUCAAAUUGUAUUGAAAAGCUUGCGUGUUUAACAAUUUCGCGAUGGAUUGGUUCAUACGAAUGAGUGUUAGCAACGUGAUUGUGUUAAAUUUAGUCAUUUUAGUGGGUUCGACGUUGCCGGACUGUGCUGAACAUUGUCAAUGUCGAUAUGUGGAAGAUGAUAACCUCAAAAUUGUGAUGGAGUGUAAACUGGUAAAUACCAUCAGCGCCAUUCCAGUCCUGUCAUCGACGGAGAUGAUGAAAAACGUGGAAGAGCUGAUGAUUGAGGAUCAAGCUGAUCUCUCAGAAUUGACUAAUGCCUCGCUACAGUUUUACCCGAACCUACAGAAAUUGACGAUAGAAAAUUCUGGUCUGAAGUUUAUAUCACCACAGGCUCUAAAAAGGAACAAAGAACUCAGGAUCAUAUCACUCAGGAAAAACAAGAUCGAAUCCCUGUCCUGGGAGAUUAUUGAUGGGCCACAUGUCCUUCAGCUGAUUGUGGAUGGCAAUCGUCUGCCUUGUAAUUGUACAAGUAUCUGGCUAAAAUUCCUCCUUAAUAUUAAAUCUGCCUUGGUGUCCACUGGCAACUACAUCACGUGUAUCGCGAAAAGAGACAACGAGACGAUAGAAAUGGACCUCUCCACGGCUAACAUCACAGGUUGUGAUCGGCCGAGAGUGGAAAUAUCUAAAACGCUCAGCAUUGUCAACACGACUGGUUCUGUACACGUGACGUGUCGAGGUGAAGGUCAGCCUCCACCAAUCGUGGAGUGGGAUGUGUCACGAUUGAAAUCAAAUUACUCUCUUCAGUCGGCGGAAGAUGGACAAGUCCAGAACCUGACCAUUCUGUCCGCAAAUCCAUUGGACAGUGGGGGCAUACCCUGUAGUUCACGAAAUGUGGCCGGAAAAGUUGUGGCCGAGAUGAGAUUCAAGGUCAAUUCUGCUCCAAACAUUACCAAACUUACUCAACCAAAGCCAAAUUUUUAUUAUUGUAUAAAAUAUGAAAUAAUAGGAUAUCCAAGACCGGAAGUGAAAUGGUAUCACGGAGAAAAAGAACUCGUUAUGACAAACAACAGGUUUGAUGAUAAUGAAAAUAUGAACAGUAUAAACAACAUAACUGGAUGUCUAACAUUUACGAUGAAAGCUCCAAAAAACAACGGACGAUAUACCUUGGUAGCUACUAAUGAAUUCGGAACAGAUUCACGGUACAUCGAUGCCGACUUCCGGUUUGGAGGAGGUAAAAGUGGCGGUACGUACAAAGGAGGUAUUCCGCCGUUUAAUAUGAAGCCACCACAGACCAACAGUUACAAUGAGAAGGAGACUAGGAGUGGGCCUCAGCUGGAAACGGCCAGCAAUGACACGCUCAUAAUUUACAUUGGAACGGGUUCUGCGUUGCUAGCGGUGUCUGUUCUUGUUGUUAUCGUUGUAUUUAUCAUACGUAACUUCCGGCGGAAAUUGGCUCGACAGACAACGGAAACUCAGUUCGCAUCUAAUGGAUCGCGCCGUCCCCUGCUGCAGACAACUAAUCAGAGCUACCAACACACACGGGUGGUUGCACAGGAGUCUAUGCCAAUUCGUGCACAUACUGUAGUAGAAAAUCCUCAUUACGCCCAAAAGAACGUGAGGCUCAAAAACGAAUCAUCCAUUCGACAUAUACGCCUUGAUAAUUUAACGUUUCUACAUGAACUUGGUGAGGGCGCAUUCGGACGAGUGUUUCUUGGUACCUGUCUCAAUCUGACCGCAGACGCCGAAGUGACCACGGUAGCUAUUAAGACACUCAAAGAUACGUCAGUUGAGGAUUGCAAGGCCAACUUUGACCGCGAGGCAGAGUUGCUGACUAACAUUUUACACGAAAAUAUCGUCAUGUUUUACGGUGUUUGCUGCGAGCGAGAUAAUUUCAUGAUGAUAUUUGAGUACAUGGAAAAUGGAGAUUUAAACAAUUACCUCAGGAGUCACGGACCAGACGCAAAAUUAAUGUCAAAGCGAGCUGGCAGUAUAGACACCUUGUCCAAAACAGAACUACUUCACAUAUCUAACCAAAUAGCCACUGGAAUGGAAUAUCUAGCGUCACAACACUUUGUACACCGAGACCUAGCCACUCGAAACUGUCUGGUUGGCGACAAACUUGUUGUUAAAAUAGGAGACUUCGGAAUGUCUCGGGACGUAUACAGUACAGAUUAUUACAGGGUUGGCGGUUCAGCUAUGCUGCCAGUCCGGUGGAUGCCUCCAGAAUCUUUACUGUACAGAACGUUUACUGUGGAGUCAGACGUCUGGAGUUUUGGUGUUGUAUUAUGGGAAAUAUUUACAUAUGGGAGACAACCCUGGUAUGAACUCUCCAAUCAUGAGGUUAUCCGCCAUAUUACCGACGGGUGCCUGCUAGAGUGCCCUAGCUUGUGUACAGAUGAAGUAUACUCCAUCAUGCAGGGAUGUUGGGAGCGCCAACCUCACGAUCGCAUGUGUAUAAAAUACAUUAAAAAUAGACUUGACAAGCUAUGUAUAAGUCAGCCAACAUACCUCGACUUAAUAGCUUGAUAAGAAUAAACGAGAAAGCAGGAGGGGAGUUUACAGGAAGGAUGUGGAAUAAGACAUGGAACAAUAGGACCUAUGGUAUUUUGGAAGAGUGACAUUUUGAUGGACAACCUUCCCAUUAUUGCCUGUGGACUAAGAUAUAGUGGACCUCGUUUAUAUUGUUUUUGAUAACCUGGACAAAUCAUACACCCUAAUCAAUCAAUUUUUGUUGUUAUUUACAUGCUAUUAAAUGUGCAUGGACCAAACUGCAGAAUAAGCAUAGCAAAAAUAGAUUAAACAUUUGCGUACAUGGCAAGCAAGCUUUACUUACUUAAUGGUUAGGUCAGGUUCCAGCCAAAAUAUCUGGUCAAAGAAGAUAAUAAUAUAACAGACUUGUUAAUCGGUUUAUUUUGGUUUGUUUCUUCUUUUCGAAAAAAUGUUUUGAUUUAAAAGUAAAUUGUAACUGUCAUACUAAGGAACCAGAUAACUCCUUGUGACACUUUGAUUCUAUCACUUCUUUAUAUAAUUUCCUGUCUAUUUUAGGAACUCCAGCUAGUAUCCAGACUAACGAGGUUCAAACAGUUUAGUAUUUAAUAUAAUGGCUAGCAUAAUGAUGAUAGAAAAGUAAUUGUGAAGAAGUGUUAUUGCAUCAUUUGAUUCAUUCAGUUAUUUAAUUUGAAUCAUUCGUAUGUAAAAAAAACCUUUUAAAAAUAAUAAUGACGGAUAAGUUAUUGUGAGGAAAGGCUAUUACAUAGUUUGAUUCAUUCAAUUAUUAGUAAGUUUUUAAAAAUAAUGUUGAUGGGAAAAAUAUGAGGAAGUGAAAUUAAACGAUUUGAAUUAUAAAGAUAUUAAGUUUUAAAGAGUAAUGCUGACGGAUAAGGUAUUGUGAUGAAGUGUUAUUCCAUUAUCCCACGUUUGAAAGAUCCAAGCCUUUAUGAGACAGUAUAAGUAUUUAUUACAUACUUACUAAUAAAUACGGGUUUUUUGUAUAUGCGAUACGACACAAUUGCUCUAACC
This is a messenger RNA of Mizuhopecten yessoensis (Yesso scallop), 3642 nucleotides long. RefSeq names its product BDNF/NT-3 growth factors receptor-like. Gene Ontology annotation, biological process: positive regulation of kinase activity; cell surface receptor protein tyrosine kinase signaling pathway; cellular response to nerve growth factor stimulus. The coding region runs from base 184 to 2649 and encodes 821 amino acids. Gene Ontology annotation, cellular component: axon; plasma membrane; signaling receptor complex. NCBI's taxonomy places the organism in Eukaryota, Metazoa, Mollusca, Bivalvia, Pectinida, Pectinidae. The transcript has 13 exons. The record is from RefSeq and is a predicted model, not a curated record. Gene Ontology annotation, molecular function: neurotrophin receptor activity; neurotrophin binding; ATP binding.